Molecule: messenger RNA, 4416 nt
Organism: Hippocampus zosterae (dwarf seahorse)
Lineage: Eukaryota; Metazoa; Chordata; Actinopteri; Syngnathiformes; Syngnathidae
Gene: atmin
Product: ATM interactor
Exons: 4
Coding region: 309-2645 (778 amino acids)
Biological process (GO): regulation of transcription by RNA polymerase II
Cellular component (GO): nucleus
Molecular function (GO): transcription cis-regulatory region binding; DNA-binding transcription factor activity, RNA polymerase II-specific
Source: RefSeq, a predicted model, not a curated record
GUGGGCCCUGCUGAGCCUGUAUGUAUUUAUUUUAUUAUUUUUACUUUAUUCAGUACUUGUGCUGAUAUCAGUCUUUUUUAAGAUCUAUUUUAAUUCAAUGGCUUGAGUCCUUCUACCUCUUUCCUGGGAUGCUGUUAUUGUGAAAAUCUAAUAUCCGGUGCGUUUUCCGGGUGUAGCCAUAAAAUUGUUGCAUCGUGCAUCGUUCUCGUCCCUUCAUUGGUCAAGCAGGCUGUCCGUCAAAUCUCGACGUUAUGUCACGGCCCAUUCAAUCGUAACGUUGACUCGGGAGUUACUGUCAACACAGAAACAUGGCUGCCUUUUCGGCGAGCCACAAGGCAAGGAACGGGGAUAGCAACGCCAAAGACAACCCUGGUUGUCAUGAGGAGCUCGUGUCGCAGUCUCGAGAGAUAAUAAAACCUUCUAUACUGGAGCUAACCAAAGAAGUGAGGACCAACAUCCUGUGCACCGUUGAAGGAUGUGGCAAGAUCCUUCCCAACACACCUGCAUUGAACAUGCAUCUUGUAAAGUCGCACAGAGUGAAGGAUGGUAUAGUCAACCCCACCGUGAGAAAGGACAUGAAGGCAUCAAAAAAGCUUUACUGCUGCCCCAUUGAAGGCUGUCCCAGGGGGCCCGGAAGACCCUUCUCCCAAUUUUCCCUGGUGAAACAACACUUUAUGAAGAUGCACGCAGAGAAGAAACACAAGUGCUCCAAAUGCAACAAUGGCUACAGCACCGAGUGGGACCUCAAGAGACACGCGGAGGACUGCGGAAAGACUUACCAGUGUACGUGUGGCUGCCCGUAUGCCAGCCGAGCUGCACUUUUGUCACACAUCUUCAGGACGGGACACGAGAUUCCUACGGAGCACAGAAUUCCACCCGUAAAAAAGCGAAAAUUGGAGAAACUCUCCACCGGUUCUGAAAAGGUUAAGAUCACCGAUUGUGUGAUUAUUCCCUCUACUCACGAGCUCAUCGAGGAUUCUGCAUCUUCUGAUGUCAUCCAAAGUCCAGACUCUGCCAGUCAGCCGCCCGGUGGCCACAAGAGCCUCCAGAAGCAGCUUCUACCUAAACCCAACAUGGCAUUGGUCAGUGUGCCCGUAAUGCAGCUGGCCCACCUCCCUGUCCUCCUUCCAUCUACAGAAAGCGGCACACUUAGGUCCGUGGUGCUGGCGGUCAACAGCCAAGGCUCCGUUAGCACCCUUCACCUUCUGCCACAGGCCUCCGGAGCUGCGGUACCCCAGCUGGAUGCUAAGAGCUUAGGUUUCCAGGAUAGCAUGCCUACUUCUCGCUCUUGCCUGGGGCCCAUCAGCACAGGGGUGCAAGUUGGACUCGACAGUCUGGUGACACAUGACUCGGGCAGCAUCCUGAGAGCGCAGCGAGGGAGGAGCACCUCGACCAACAUUCAGACCGACAAGUCCUACUUAUCCAAACUACCUAUGGGGGUUGUGGAGGGGAUCGGAUUGUGUUCUGUGGGGGAGUCCUCGAUGUCAUCCUGCUCCCAGACUGACAUCAGUGUGAGUGCCCAGGUCCUCCUGCCAGUCAGUGUUCAAACCCAGACGUUCAACAGCCGGGUUCGACCCACCUCCUCUAUCGGCGCUCAGACUGAUAGCCAAUCCUCGAACCAAAGUAUUUGCCCCUCCUUUUCCUCAACCGCGGCAUUAAGCAAAACUAGGCAGACGCAGACCUGCUUCACCAUUCCGCAAUCCAACGACAAGGCUCAGGAUCAGGUCCUCAUGUGCCCUGACCUUUUCAGCAGCGAUGCGCUCAGUGUUUCCACCCAGACGGCGCUGCACGUAGACGAGAAUCUGGCAGCCGCAGGAAGCAGCUUAUAUGAGGCCGCAAAGGUAGCCGAAGGCCUGUGUUUCGGGGCUCAGACGGAUUUGCUGACCUCCAACAACGUGGCAGACAACCAAACCCAAACCAUGACUUUGUUACAUGACCUGGAACACAUUCUCUCUGACAGCAUGUCAGGCCAUCAGGUGCUGACCACCACCGCCUCCGCAGCUGGCUGCGGGUCGAACCUGGGUCCUGUUCAGGAGCACCACGGCGCCAUUGACUUUGACUUUGAAGAGUUUCUCAGCUCCGUACACAUUCAGACACAGACAGAGGAAAGCGAUCUGGGGGGCCUGCACAGUGACACGCCCUUGGAGUCCUUAGACAUCCAAACCCAGACCGAUUUCUUCCUGAUGGAUGACCUGGACGAAAGCGAUGGACCAAGUCGAAGCCAAGCCAGUGACUUGGAGCUCUUCGAUACUCAGACUCAGACUGACCUCAACUUCCUUCUAAGCGCCGGAAGCAACAUGCCACUGAGUAGCAUUCUGCGCCAUCCAAGCUUUUCGAUGAGCACAGAGUCCUCCGACACAGAAACGCAGACUGACCUGCAUUCAUUUGCUCCCUGCCUCCCUGUUCAAUCACUUGUCGGUCAGGGGGAGCAGGGAAGGCUUUCGAACAGCACUGAGACGCAGACCAGCCAGGCGGAAGGCUUCGGGCACCUCUUCCUCACGAGCAUCGAAACACAAACCGUCGUGGACGACUUCUUGUCGGCCGACUUGUUGUGGAACAUGGAUUCCCAUUUCAGCUCGGUGGAAACGCAGACGUGCCAGGAGCUCUGCUCUCUCUUUCAGCAGCCCGAGAAACCAAACAGUUGAGGUUAUUCUGUAUGACGCUGCCUGAUCUUUGCGACACGCUUCCUGUGUUUGCCGCUAUCGUUGGAAUAAGGAUGUGCUCCAGUGGCGCAGCAAUGAAGGUGGAUGAAGGCUGGAAAUGCCUUUGAAUCAUUCCGCUAUGGUCAUCUUGUCAAAAAAGCGUUUCCGGGUCAAUAUCUGAUUGCUCUGUGCACUUUAUUCGCUCGACAGGCAGGAUGCUUCAGCUUCUGAUGGUUGGCUAUUUAUUUGCACAUACGUGUAACAAUAUGUCUUGUCUGAAACGCUAUUUCUUACUUCACUAUUAGCCUGUGUCAUGUUUUUUGGGUGUUUGUCCUGUAUCCCGCAGAUUAAAACCUAGCACAAAAGUUUUACGUCUGCAGAUGAUAAAAAUAGCUGAAUUAAUAGCAUUGACUGGAUUAAAAAAAACAACAACAAAUGAAAUAACCUCUAGAGUUAACAGUGCAGUUGUCUUACAUGUGUUUAAAAUGUGCAUGAGCAGUAAAUCUUAACAUAUUCCGCAUUUAACGGCUGGUUAGUCAAUCAAAACAAGUGUUACAUCGAUUUGAAACCUCAAUCAAAACCUCUUUUGAGAACAAAAAAAAAAAAUACAUCAGUUGCACAAGAAAAAAAAAUAAUGUCAUUAAUUGGAGCACACCUUUUGAUCGAAAGAAUGUGUGGUCCUUUGAAUGGAAAAUGUCAUACUAGCCUGUCUUUCUCUUGACUUUUGCUUGGUGUAAAUGUACACGCUGACAAAUCAUCACUUUGGAUCGACCGCAUCCGAUUACUGCACAGAAACACAGCUGAUGAACAUUAGCUACUAGUUCGGCACAAAUUUCAUGCAUGUUUUGUUCUGUUUUAAGAGAAUUAUCCAUUCCGUUCAUUUAAUCCUGAAUUACUGAGGGGUUUUUUUUGUUUGUUUUUUUAGUCUUUAAAAACCUGCUGAAUUAGUUUUUCUGGAUUGCACCGAGCCUCAAAUUGCCGAGGCACACCAAGCAGCUAAAGCUCUAUGUGGGGAACAGAGAGCGAUUACAUUUAAUUCAUUUGACCUGUUUGGUGCCUUAACCUGAAGUAUUAAAUAGGUGUGAGUGUGAGCGCGGAUGGUUGUUCGUGUCUUGUGUGCCCUGCGAUUGGUUGACAACCGGUUCAGGGUGUCCCCCGCCUACUGCCUGAAGACUGCUGGAAUAGGCUCCAGCACGCCACGCAACCCUUGUGAGGAUAAAGCGUUUCAGAAAAUGGAUGGAUUAUUUUUCUGUUCUGUUACUCUUAGCGCAAAUAAACGUUUUGGAAACAUCAACGCUUUGGAAAGAUCAAUAUAAGAUCAUAAUAGUUGCAUGGUUAUAUAUUUUUUUAUGGUUGCAUGCUGUUCCUCGCAGUUUCUGUUCAAAGACUUGUGUCACUUGAAAAUACAGUGUUACGCUUCACUGAAAACAGUUUUUGAUGCCGUCCUUAUUUACAUGGUGGCAGAGGCGGUCUAUUUUCUUCUAAAUAUUUUGGCAAAGGUGUAAUGUGUUCAUCAUUCUGAACAGGUUUAAGUACAACAUUCUGUUACUCAGUACUCAGUUUGUGUUUCUUGGAGAAUCUGAAGAAUAGUUCUCCUGAUCUUUUGCUUCAUGUAGAUGCCUUUUUCUCAAUUACAAAGCAUUUCUUUUGUUAGAUUGCAUGUCUUUUCAACGCACAAAAUGCUUUCCGUUUAGUGUAGCCAGAAUUAUAUGUUGCCUUGAUUAAAUGUCGCGCAUUGAUGACAGAUGUUCCUAAUAAACUGCUGGAACCUUAA